Molecule: messenger RNA, 1245 nt
Organism: Cetraspora pellucida
Lineage: Eukaryota; Fungi; Glomeromycota; Glomeromycetes; Diversisporales; Gigasporaceae
Source: the annotation of a GenBank genome assembly
AUGUGUAAGGUUACCUUAUUAGCUUUAGAUUAUCCGAAUACAAUAUUUAAAUAUCAAUUUGUAAUUUUUAAUUUUCCGCCUAAAUUAUUUGUUAUACAAUGGGUAGUUCCUACAGUAAUAAAGAUCGAACCUCAAGCAAUUUAUCCUUACCAAUCUAUUAUUGCAAGAAUCACAUCACUAUUAGCUGAUGAAUCAAAUGAACAAUUAAUGGGUUCACUAUUUGAACAACAAGUUGAAAAAGGAGAUAAGGCAGAUGUUCAAAUUGGAUUGGCUCUUAACCUUGAUUGGUAUACGCCAUAUAGUCAGUUAGAGGUACUUGAGAAUUUUAAUCAUCAAAUUUAUAUUCAACAAAUUAAGACAAGAACCUAUCAUUACUUGUCUCAAGAACUUUUAUUAUCAUUGAAUUCAAUUGCUCAAACUAAGAUUGAAAAAACCGGAACUUUAAGCCAUUAUAAUUUUAUAGUUCAGAAGGCAUUGGAUUUUCAUGCAAUGUUAGGUGGAUUAAUUAACCACAUUGUGACUGGUUUAGAACAAUUUCCUGAUCAUUUUAUUGGACCUUUUCAUGAAAUUAUCCUAUCAACUAAAAUAAUCAGGUUUCUUCUUAAAUAUUAUUCAAAUAUCUAUAUGAAUUACAGCUUUUAUACUGAAAAUCAAGUACCAAAAUCUGAACAAUCAAUUCUUGUUUCUUCAACAGCCUGCCGAGCAACAGCUCUUAGACUUGGAGAUGAAACAUAUACAAACAAAGUCACUUUAAGUACUCUUUCUAUAAGCAUUAUAGGUUUAACCCAAACUGUAAAUGAAGUGAAGUCCAUUUUAACUACUUCAGAUAAUGAAUUUAUAACCUUUAUACAAUGUCUUACCAAUAAACAUGGAAUUAAAAUACAACGUAUCAAAGAUACUUUAAUCACUACAACUGUAUUAGAGAAUUUUUCAGCAUCAACAUCAGUACUUCAAACUACUGUAAAUAGCAUAUUAUCAUAUAUUCAGAAUCAUAAUGACAAUAAUAAUGUUUUAAAUACAACACAUAAUUCUCUAUGUGCUGUUACUACAGCAAAUCCUAUACUCACUUCAAAAAUUCAUAACAAGAUGCAGUUUUUUAAUGGAUUUGAGGAUCUUGAGGAUUCUGAAUCCCAAAUACUUAAUCAUAGAUAUAUUUAUGACUUUGACCUUGGUCCUAAAAAUCGAAAAAACAAAAGGAUUACCCAAAAUUAUAUCAAUCUUUUUAUUAGAGAAUUUGAUGCCUAG